Spea bombifrons (plains spadefoot toad) is the source of this 955-nucleotide messenger RNA. It is a transcript of the gene GLTPD2, whose product is annotated as glycolipid transfer protein domain containing 2. The transcript is spliced from 4 exons. The record is from RefSeq and is a predicted model, not a curated record. Gene Ontology annotation, molecular function: ceramide 1-phosphate binding; ceramide 1-phosphate transfer activity. The coding region runs from base 57 to 935 and encodes 292 amino acids. NCBI's taxonomy places the organism in Eukaryota, Metazoa, Chordata, Amphibia, Anura, Pelobatidae. Gene Ontology annotation, cellular component: cytosol; membrane; cytoplasm. Gene Ontology annotation, biological process: intermembrane lipid transfer; ceramide transport.
UGAGGACGCCGCCGUGCAGCGUGGGGCAUGGACCCUCCGCGGCUUCCACGCCAACAAUGAUCUCCGCGCGCCCCAACGCCAGGAAUUACCCCAAAAUCCUGCGCUUCCUCCUCCCGCUGGCGAUCAUCUUUCUCUUCAUCUACCUCAGCGCCACCAAGCUUCCAGAUGUCCGCGCGUACGAAUGCGUUGAGGAUGGAAAGCCCUGUGAAGAGGUUCCGACUGCCGCUCGGGCCGGUUCUCACGUGACGGAGUCGCCUCCAUUACAGGUGGAAGCGGUAUUAGACGAGAGAAGCUGCGGGGAGAAUGACUUUCGGAUCGGGCGAAUGCUGAGAUCGUUCCGCUCCUGCGUCACCCGAGACGGCCAGGUCCUGCUGGAGGAAUACCUCAACGGGUGGAGAGAGCUCAUCAAGUUCAUGGACGCCCUGGGCACCGUAUUUACCUUCAUCUCCAGCGAAACCAGGACAAAAAUCAACAUCUUGCAGGGCUACCUCGACGGAGAACACGGCCAGAGCUACAGGACCAUCUCGUCCAUGAUCAGAUAUGAGCUGGACAACGAGGUGGUCAACUUCAAGGAACUCCCUCGCAAUCGAGUGCCCUCCGGGUGUCGGACCCUCUUGCGCAUGCAUCGCGCUCUCAAGUGGUUGGAGGACUUCCUCUACAAGGUCGGCACCAGCCCCGGGCAGGAGAAGACUUCCGAGCUCUGUGCCGAGUCUUAUCACAAGACGCUGGCCCACCAUCACAGCUGGUUCAUCCGACAGGUGGCCGAGGUGGCUUUCUUGGCUCUCCCGCCCCUUGAGAAGAUGUACGAGGUGGUGUGCGUGAAGGACCAAGCCGAGGCCAGAGUUGUCCUUCUGACCACGGUGGACGCCAUAGUUAAAGUGUACAACAUCACUCAAGAACUUUACACAGAUAAUGAAAUGCUUGACCUGCCGUGAAUAAAAUCCGUUCCCCCCCG